AAGAAAAAUCUCUUUAAAACUUUUAAAGUUUGCUUAAAAAUCUCAGAGAUUUAAAACAACUAAAUUUUGUUAUGAUUUUUUUUUCUACUGUUAUUCUUUUGUGAACUGUGAUUUUUGUUUAAUUAAAAAAAAAGAAAAUCUCAAACAACAAAUACCUAUUUCAUAAACAACAAAAUUAUUUGUCAAAAACAAAAAACUUGUGGUUUACCUUGCAUUAUAACAACAAUCACCUUAAACAUAAAAUAAAAAAGAAACAUUUAUUAACAUCUCAGCCACAUUAAGCAUACAAUUUUUUUAAGUGUUUUUGCCAAAAGAAAAACAAAGCCAAACACACACAUACAAGCAAAUGCAAAUUCAAACACAAAAAGGCAAUUUAUUAAAGAAAAAGUGGAAAAUCCAGUGUUAAGCUAAACAAAAACUUUUUAAAGGUAUUAAUAACAAAAAGUUUUUAAAUUUAAUAAAAUAACCAAAAAUUUAUCUCAAAGAUACUGAAAAAAUCAUUUUUGAAAACAAACGGUAUUUCCCCAUUAAUAAUAAGUGACGUUAACAAUUAAAUAAAUUAAAAAAAAAAAAAAAAAUUAAAUCAGAAAAACAACAAGAACACACACACGCAAAAACAACAAACGCAAACUCAACUUACUUUACAAACAAUUGAGCAAAGCUACUAAGCAAGAGAAAGAAACCAAAUACAACAAGAGAACAGAAAAAAUAGAAGAGUUUUACAACUAACGGAUUUUUUGCUGUUACAAAAAACCCCAACAAAUUUUUCUCCCUUUACUUGGGGAGAUUUUUGUUUUCUUUCGUCUCCUGGUUUAGCCAACAACAGCCCCGCGACGUAUCGUCUGUGGUACCCCCGACAAGAAAAGCCAAAAAUGACCUUGCCUAGCGUUACACCCAACAAUCAAUGCGACGAUGAUUCGGACAUGUUUGGUCCUCCCCGUACCUCCCCACCCAUUGGCUAUCAUCAUCAUCGGUCACGCGUUCCUAUGAUUUCUCCCAAAUUGCGUCAACGCGAGGAACGCAAACGCAUCCUACAGCUCUGCGCCCACAAACUGGAACGCAUCAAGGACUCGGAAACAAAUCUCAGACGCAGUGUUUGCAUUAACAACACAUAUUGCCGCCUAACCGAUGAACUCAGACGUGAAAAACAAUCUCGCUAUGUGGCCAAUUUACCAAGAACUGACUCCAAACCUGAAUCGGCCAGAGAUAACAUCUUCAAUCCCUACAACAGCUGCGGCAUUGACAAUUCCAAUCAUCAACCUUCCAAUAAACUCACACAAAAUGACAACAAUUCCAUAGACAAAACCGAAAACUCUUCAUGUAUUAUCAACUCAUCACUGCAAAAUUCCCAUCCAUCAUGCUCUCUGACAAUGGAGAAGUGUAAUAACAGCGAAGCGAACUGUCAGCCGGCCCCUAUCACACGAAAACGUCCACUGAUGUCCAGUAAUAUUGACAAUGACCUGGAAAUCUUGGAUCGUGAAUUAAGUGCUAUCAACUCGCCCAUGCCGUUAAUAGAUCCCGAAAUAACCCAGGGUGCCGAGCAGCUAGAAAAGGCUUUAUCGUCACGCAAGCGUCAGCGCAGUGAGGAUGAAAGUGAUCGUUUGGUGAGAGAGGCCUUGUCGCAGUUUUAUAUACCGCCCCAGCGUCUAAUAUCGGCCAUCGAUGACUGUCCUCUGGAUAUAGUAAAUGUGGGCAGUUUGUCGCCCAAACGGCAAAAAAUGACCAGCAGCGGUGACUUGGACUUUGACUUGAAUCAGAAUCAAAAGGAAUUCGAGGUCAUAAUGGAUGCUUUGCGUUUGGGCUCACCUAGUCCUACGCCCAGUGUGGGUAGUGAUUCGUGUGGCCAGGCGGCCAUGAUGAGUGAAUCGUCCAAUGUUUUCCAUAAUCUAGUGGUAACCUCGUUGGAAACAUGAAAGUUCCAAUAAUUUUUCACACAUUUAACUAACAUCCUCGAGAUUACCAGUUAAUUAACAACAAACCAGCAAAUUCAAUUUGCCACUCCCCUCUUUAUUAGUUAAUUUACAAAACAAACAAACAAACAGACAAACAAAAUAUUAAAACAAAUCGUAAAAAUUAUAUUUAGUUUUUAAGCCUUUGAAAUGCUGAGUUAAAUUUUUUGUUAGAUGAAUUUCAGUUUUCCUAAAAACAAAACAUUCUGUUUAACUUUUUUUUUACUAUUUAUAACAAACAAAAACACAAACAUUGUAUGAUAAUAAUUAUAAACAAAUGAUUAUCAUUAUUACACUUUUUUUUAUUAAAUUGUAGUAAAAGCUUAAAAUUAUAUACUUAAACGCUUCUAUAUAUAAUGACAUUUAUAUGUAAAUAUAUAGCAAACAUAUGAACACUUUAUUAUUAGAAAUAUCUAAGUAUAAACUGUUGUAUAUAAGUUAACAGAUUUAGUUAAACCAUAAUAUGCUUCAUAUAUUCAAAUUUGCUAUAUAAAAUACAAAACAAAAACCAACAACAACAAAAAAAAAAUACAUCAAAAAUCCAACAUAAUUUUCUGUAAAUCUAAAAAUUAUUUACUAAUAAUCAAAGAAUUUAUAGUCAAAACAAACUAAAAAUGAAAAUUAAACAUUUUCUAAAAAUUAAAUUAAACAAAAUAAAAACAAUACUCUUAAGAAACUGGCUUAAAAAAAUGUUUAGUCUCCUCUUUUCAGCUUAUUAUUCAUUCAAAUACAAAAUUUUGAAAACAACCAGUUUCCUAGUCACCCAACAACAUUACACACUAAAGCUAAAACAAAAUGAAUUAUUUUUUUAACAGAAGAAACAGAAAAAAACACACACAGUUAAAAAGGUUUCACUUUUUUAAGCAUUUUAAUCCACUGUGCAGAACUGUUUACCUAACUAAACAGAACAGGGUCUUCUUAGAGAAAGUCCCACAAAGAGAGUGAGUGUACGAAAGAGCGAGCGAGCGAGCAAUUGUUAUGAGUGAGCCCAGUGUUGCAUUAUUUUGUGUUUUUAAAUUUACUCCGUUUAAUUUUAUGUAACAAACCUUAACUUAAUAUUGAAAACAGUAUUUUCUUUAAAAAUUUUUAUGUUUUUUGAAUAAAGUGCAAUUAGUAUUUGGAGUAAUUCAAAAACCAACAAACAAAACAACAACAAGUAACAAUUAAAAGCCUCAAUAUCAAUUUUUUUGUUGCAAAUUGAAAUACAAAAACAAAAAUUAUGGACAAAAAAUAAGCAAACAAACUACAAAAACACAAAACAAUUUUUUGAUCAAGUAGUAAUUUAUUAAGAAUUUAGAAUUUGUUUAAUUUCAAAAUAUGGCUGUGAUAGUAAUUUUAAGUUAAAUAAUUUGUAAGUCUAAAAAAAAACAACUCAUAAAAUCCCCCCUCAACAAAAUUAUAUAAAAUUAUAAUAUAAACUAAAUAUAUAUAUUAAAAAACAAACAAGAAAACAAAUAACUUUGGACACAAACUAAAAUUGAAUAAUAAAAAACAAAAACUAUUGAUUAACAACAAUAAAAAAGUAGUAUAAAAUUUACAUCAAAUUAAUUUUUAAGAUUCAUACAAUUUAUAAUGCUUUAAAAAAUUCAAAUUUUAAAAACACACAAAAUUUGUAACAAUUUAAAAACUGAAUAUUGAAUUACCAGUAAUUUUUCUUUAUUAUUUUUGUUAUUAUUAUUAUUUUUGUGGUUAAAAACGCUUAAAUUUAGUUCAAUUUAUGUUGCUGCCUUUGAAAACAAAAUUUUGAAAUUUGUUUUUUUUUAUAUUUUUAUUUAAAUUAAAAUUUGUUUCUCUUUAAGUUUUUUUUGUUUUUCUAAUUCUUUUUUUUUAAAUAAAAACCUUUUUUAAAUAAAACAUAAAAAUCCCAAAAAAAAUAUAUAUUAUAAUUCUUAAAAUUAGUAGCAAGUUUAUAGGUAUAAAACAAAUAAACAAACAAAAAUACACUAAUAUACUAACUUACAUACAAAUGUACAUAGAUACAAAAAUAUGUAUAAAAUAUAAUUAUUAAAUAUAAUUGUAAAACUAUUUUUGUUUUCUUUUUAUUAUUAUUUUAAUAUUUUUUAUAACAAUUUAAUUUUUCAUAAUUAUAAAUAUAAUUAUUAUGUUUUUUUUAUACAUACAAACAGACAUACAUAUGUAUAUAUUAUUACGCAUUAAAUAAAUUAUAGUUUUUAGUGUAAAACAAACAAACAAACUGCAUAAUGUUUAAUUAAUUUUUAUCAUAAUUAUUAUACAAAAAAAAAUAAAAAACAAAAAAAUAAAAUAAUAUUUACAAUACAACAAAAAUUCUGCAUAAAAAUAUAAAAAACCAAACAAAAAAAAAUAAAUAAAAGUAUUAAAAAUUAUUGCAAAAAAAA
Molecule: messenger RNA, 4306 nt
Organism: Calliphora vicina (urban bluebottle blowfly)
Lineage: Eukaryota; Metazoa; Arthropoda; Insecta; Diptera; Calliphoridae
Exons: 2
Coding region: 873-1913 (346 amino acids)
Source: RefSeq, a predicted model, not a curated record